Molecule: messenger RNA, 1175 nt
Organism: Labrus mixtus (cuckoo wrasse)
Lineage: Eukaryota; Metazoa; Chordata; Actinopteri; Labriformes; Labridae
Product: magnesium transporter protein 1-like
Exons: 10
Coding region: 72-1058 (328 amino acids)
Cellular component (GO): oligosaccharyltransferase complex
Source: RefSeq, a predicted model, not a curated record
CUCUGAUUGGCUGCGAGCUGACCAACCAGAGGCUGACAGGACUCUGCAGCGGCGUUAGCAGCAUUAGCAGGAUGUUUGUAAAAGUUUGGAUUUCGCUGUUUGUCUUCUGUAUUUUCCAGUAUGAAGCCGCUGAAGCGCAGAAGAAGAAAGAGACUCUGCUGUCAGAGAAAAUGUCUCAGAUGAUGGACUGGGCGUCGAAGCGUUCGGUCAUCAGGAUGAAUGGAGAUAAAUUCAGACGCUUCGUUAAGGCUCCGCCCAGAAACUACUCCGUGGUCAUCAUGUUCACGGCGCUGCAGCCUCAGAGACAGUGUGGAGUCUGCAAACAGGCGGACGAGGAGUUCCAGGUGCUGGCUAACUCCUGGAGAUAUUCGUCUGCGUUCACCAACAAAGUCUUCUUUGCUUCUGUCGACUUCGACGAGGGAUCAGACGUCUUCCAGAUGCUGAACAUGAAUUCUGCUCCGACCUUCCUCCACUUUCCGUCUAAAGGGAAACCUCGUCGCACUGACACGUACGAGCUGCAGGUCCGAGGCUUCGCUGCCGAGCAGCUCGCUCGCUGGGUGGCUGACAGGACGGACGUACAGAUCAGGGUGAUUCGGCCUCCAAACUACGCCGGCCCUCUGCUGCUCGGCCUCCUGCUCGCUGUGAUUGGAGGACUCGCUUACCUGCGCAGACACAACCUGGAGUUCCUGUUCAACAGGAAUGUGUGGGCCUUCUCUGCUCUGUGUUUUGUGCUGAUCAUGACUUCAGGUCAGAUGUGGAAUCACAUUAGAGGACCACCGUACGCUCACAAGAACCCCAGCACCGGACAAGUGAGUUACAUCCAUGGAAGCAGUCAGGCUCAGUUUGUGGCUGAGACUCACAUCGUCCUCAUCUUCAAUGCUGCUGUUACCAUGGGGAUGGUACUGCUGUGUGAGGCUGCUACCUCUGACCUCGACAUCGGCAAGAGGAAGAUCAUGUGCGUUGCAGGUGUGGGUCUCGUGAUGCUCUUCUUCAGCUGGCUGUUGUCCAUCUUCAGAGCAAAGUAUCAUGGUUACCCGUACAGCUUUCUGUUGUCUUAAAGCGACGGCAUCCUCAAAGCUUCAACCUCAGGACAGGAAGUCCCUGUCAUCAGGCAGGGUUUCCCCGACAACACGUCUGUUAGAUAAUCCAUGUCAACACACACACACACACACACA